Messenger RNA from Striga asiatica, 3469 nucleotides. NCBI's taxonomy places the organism in Eukaryota, Viridiplantae, Streptophyta, Magnoliopsida, Lamiales, Orobanchaceae. The record is from the annotation of a GenBank genome assembly.
GAAACUUUCGUGAAUUUUGAUUCUGAUAUAGCAUCAAAAAGAAAAAGGAAAAAAAAAAAAAGAACGAAAGAAGAAGAUAUAUUCAUAUGGCGCUUUAUAAUGGCGGAGGUUGUUUUAGUGUUUGAAUGAUGGCCUCUUUAUCUCCCGUGGCGAAUUUGGGAAGUGUGAAUAUGUUUUCUUUAGGUAAUUACAAUGGUUCUUUCUGUUUGGGUACGAGGUUCUUUUUUCCUGGGGAUGGGAUUCGUUCGAAAAGUUCUUGGAAAUGCAAGCACUUGAGGUAUAUCGGUGUUUGUAGAUAUUCCGUGCCGGCAAAUUACGUCGAGAAGGGGAAUCCCUUAUCUCAUAAUUCUACAUAUAGAGGUAGUAGUAAUAGUAGUAGUAGUAGAAGUAGUAGUAGUAGUAGCACCAAUAGAGUUGAUGACAUGGAUAAAUUUAUCAGAGUAGCGCAAAAGCCAUUGUUGAAAUCGAGGUCUAAAGCAGACCCACUUCUCGAUAUGCCUUGGGGAGAAUCGAAACUCAAUGGGAGUUUCGAAAAUGGGACGUUGAGUGACAACAGGGAAGAUGAGAAAAGUAAGGUGAUAGAGUCACUAGGUGACAUUUUGGAGAAAGCAGAGAAAUUAGAGACCAGUAAAGAGGUAAAUGGCCCGUUAAAUUCAAACAAACACUCAGUAAAUCAAAUGGCAAGCGAGAACAAUGGUCAAGCCAUUAAUUCAGUGGGAAGGUUGAGACGAAGGAAAAAAACUAUGAAAAGUGUGUGGCGUAAGGGAAAUCCAGUGGCUAUUAUACAGAAAGUCGUCAAAGAACCUCUAAGACAGGAACCUUCUUCUGCUAUACAACCUCACCAGCCGCCUCAGAAAGUCGAACCAAAAUUACAAUCCAGGCCCUCUUUAGCUUCACCACCGUCUAACAAGAAACCUGUUGUUUUAAAGGAUGCAAAUCAUCCCCCUGUCGCUAGCAAAAGUGACCUGGCAGAAGUAAAAAUAGAACGAAAGCCAAUUCUAGUCGACAAGUUUGCCUCCAAGAAACCUGUGGCCGAUUUUUCAGCGCCUCCCAAACCGGGGAAAGGGCCCAUUUUGAGAUCCAAAAACGAGUUUCGAAAAAAGGGUGGCCCGUCCGAAGGACCUCGCAGGCGUUUGUAUGACGAUAAUAAUGAUGCUUGUGUAGAGGAUACAUCCGAAGUAAGGCGAAAAGGUAGGAAAUGGAGUAAGGCAAGCCGGAAGGCCGCUAGGCUACGGGCGGCAAGGGAAGCUGCCCCAGUUAGAGUGGAAAUAAUGGAAGUUGAUGAGGAAGGCAUGUUGACUGAUGAGCUGGCUCACAAUUUGGCCGUAAGUGAAGGCGAGAUUCUUGGGUAUUUGGAUUCUAUGAGGAUUAGGCUUGAUGGGGUGCAGAAACUGAGUAAGGAUAUUGUGAAGAUGGUAUGUAGGGAGUAUGAGGUGGAGGUUAUCGAUGCUGUGCCCUUGAGAGUGGAGGAUAUGGCCAAAAAGAAGAAGAUUCUCGACGAGGAAGAUUUGGAUAAGUUAGAAGAGAGGCCUCCUGUUUUGACCAUAAUGGGACAUGUGGAUCAUGGAAAGACGACGCUAUUGGAUUAUUUACGAAAGAGCAAGGUGGCUGCAGGUGAAGCUGGUGGAAUUACACAAGGAAUUGGGGCUUAUAAGGUUCAAGUACCUAUUGAUGGGAAAAAACAAACGUGUAUUUUUCUUGAUACCCCUGGACAUGAGGCAUUUGGAGCAAUGAGAGCACGUGGAGCUCGGGUGACAGAUAUAGCUGUCAUUGUAGUUGCAGCUGAUGAUGGGAUAAGGCCUCAAACGAAUGAGGCUAUUGCUCAUGCUAAAGCUGCAGGGGUGCCGAUUAUUGUAGCUAUAAAUAAGAUAGAUAAGAAUGGAGCUAAUCCUGAUCGAGUCAUACUAGAUCUUUCAUCAAUUGGUCUUAUGCCUGAAGAAUGGGGUGGAGAUGUACCUAUGGUUAAGAUAAGUGCUCUUAAAGGGGAUAAUGUCAAUGAUUUGUUGGAAACCAUCAUUCUUCUCGCUGAGUUGCAAGAACUGAAAGCGAAUCCGAAUAGGAAUGCUAAAGGAACAGUGAUUGAAGCUGGUCUGGAUAAAUCCAAGGGACCUGUAGCUACAUUCAUUGUACAAAAUGGAACACUCAAAAGAGGAGACAUAUUAGUUUGUGGUGAAGCUUUCGGAAAGGUUCGGGCUCUGUUUGAUGAUAACGAAAAACGUGUCGAUGAAGCUGGGCCAUCUAUUCCAGUACAGGUUAUUGGACUAAAUAAUGUUCCUUUAGCUGGUGAUGAGUUUGAGGUUGUUGGCUCACUUGAUAUUGCUCGAGAAAAAGCAGAAUCACAAGCUGAGUAUUUGAGGAACGAGCAUAUAGCAGCAAAAGCCGGUGAUGGGAAAGUUACGCUUUCUUCUUAUGCUUCUGCUAUUUCAUCCCGAAAAACUGCCGGAAUAGAUUUACACCAGCUCAGUAUCAUAUUGAAGGUCAAUGUUCAGGGUUCCAUUGAGGCUGUCAAACGAGCUCUACAGGUACUUCCGCAAGAUAACAUCACUCUUAAAUUCUUACUGCAAGCAACUGGGGAUGUGAACAGAAGUGAUGUCGAUCUUGCUGUGGCAAGUAAAGCUAUUAUUUUUGGAUUUAAUGCUAAAAUAUCUGGUUCGAUUAAGAGCUAUGCGGAUAGCAAAAAUGUUGAGAUUCGGUUGUACAAAGUUAUCUACGAACUUAUUGAUGACAUGCGAAAUGCAAUGGAGGGGCUCUUGGAUCCUGUUGAGGAACGAGUGCCAAUAGGUUUGGCAGAAGUACGGGCCGUGUUCAGUAGUGGCAGUGGCCGAGUUGCAGGUUGCAUGGUAACUGAGGGUAAAGUGGUCAAAGACUGUGGUAUUCGGGUAAUAAGAAAACGAAAGGAAGUUUACGCCGGCAUACUUAGUUCCUUGAGACGGGUAAAGGAGAUUGUGAAUGAGGUAAAUGCUGGAUUAGAGUGUGGUAUUGGUAUAGAGGAUUUUAAUAACUGGGAAACGGGUGAUAUUAUCGAGACCUUUAACACAGUGCAAAAGAAAAGAACUCUGGAAGAAGCAUCUGCUUCUAUAUCAGCCACACUUCAAGAACGAGGGGUACAAUUGUGAAAUUCCCGUCGAUAAAGUUACUUUAAUAGCUCGAAAACUAGAAUUUCCAACAAAGUUUGGCCAAAUUUUGAGGAACACAACUUCCGCGAAAUCAUAAAAACGAGCACAAAUGCGGGUAGUUGAUCGGGGCAAAGAGAGAAAGAAAAAGGGUCACAUGAAGUUCUAAGGUGAGUUGUGUUGUCAUGUAGCUUUUUUUUCUUGGCAGAUGUUUUUCAGAGCAAGCUUAUAUGUAUGGAUCUCAAACAAUUGUAUGUUCCAAUUUUCCAGCAAUUUGAUUGAUAUGGUAAAGUGUUUUUAACUAAAUUGUAUUUGGUUGUAGCUUCUUGUUCUAGAUAGUGUGAUUGAAAACUUAA